Molecule: messenger RNA, 807 nt
Organism: Exaiptasia diaphana
Lineage: Eukaryota; Metazoa; Cnidaria; Anthozoa; Actiniaria; Aiptasiidae
Exons: 1
Coding region: 1-807 (268 amino acids)
Source: RefSeq, a predicted model, not a curated record
AUGGGCUCCCCCUUGGGACCUCUCCUAGCCAAUACUUUCUUGUGUUCAAUCGAAGAAGCCUUAGUGUGUGACAACAUCUUGCCGAGCACMUAUAGGAGAUAUGUUGAUGACACCUUGSCUGUCAUGAAUAACAUUGAUAYGGCUAAUAAGUUCMUGGAUGUACUUAACGAUCGUCACGACUCUAUAGCAUUUACUAUGGAAGUACARGACAACAACAACGAACUACCGUUUCUUGGAAUGGUUCUCUCUGUGAAUAACAAUAAAAUUGGAACUCGUGUGUACAAAAAGCCUACUGAUACUGGUUUAUUCACGCAUUAUCUUAGUAAUGUCGACAACAGAUAUAAGAAAGGGCUACUGUUUACUAUGUUCAAUCGUGCACAACAACUCUCUUCAAUGUCUGAACUAUUCGAUCAACAAUCUAAUCGUCUAACCGAAGUGUUUUCAAAGCUUCAAUAUCCACUGGAUUUAAUUAAUAGGGUUCGCUCAUCUGUCCAGAACACCAGAUCAACAACCAGUUCGAGUAAUGAUGACAGCAAGAAAACRCUAAGAAUACCAAUACCAUUCAAGAACCAGAAGUCAGCCGAGGUCGUGAAAAAGCAGCUUAUUGGUCUAGGGAAUCARAUCAAUCUUGUUUUACAACCAGUUUUCACUAGCAAGAAAAUUGAGGAUGUGCUYCGAGUUAAGGAAGUGAAACCCGCUGUAGUGAAUCGACAGUGCUUGGUUUACAAGUAUAAAUGUAGUCUGUGCGAUGCAGAAUAUGUGGGAUACACCACGCGGCAUCUUCACCACUGUAUCACCGAACACUAA